CUUCACCCUAGUUAACCUGUGGCAAUCCUCGAAAUCCUAUCGGCUUCCUCUCGUGGACGCGUCUUCUUGUCACGUGACAUAGUUACGCCCCAGAAAUUGUCUUGCCUUGCAAGCAAGCCGUCUUUGGAGAAACAAUUUUUUACGUGCGGAUUUUAUUCAUUUUCAAUCCAUUCCAUCGGGAGACAACGCGAUGGCGGACAAAGACGAGGAUGUUUUUAUGGCAAAAUUGGCCGAACAGGCUGAAAGAUACGACGGUAAAUGUUGACUUAGCGUUAUUCUUUUCCGUCUACUACGCGCCUCUUCUCUUGCCCAAUGACUUUACAGUUGCUAAGGGUCGCUCGCUUCUUUAUUAUUUUUCACUCAUGCUGAACUAUGGCCGUAAUUUAUAUUUAUAAAUUCUCAGCGAUGAUAUAUUGAACUGUUCACAUGCCGUACAAUUAAUUUCACCCGAGAGAAUUGCAUUUUUGUAACCGAAAUACAAGUGUUAAAAUGUAGUUUGUAUAUUUGUCAGCGUCCUUAACGUCCGGGCGAAAGUAAACUUGAAUUUUUGAAUUUCUUUUAGAAAUGGUGCUCUACAUGAAGAAAGUCGCCAAUACGGGAAUCGAAUUGAAUACUGAGGAAAGGAAUCUCUUGUCGGUCGCUUAUAAAAAUGUGAUCGGGACUCGACGAGCUUCGUGGCGAAUUGUCAGCACUAUCGAGUCGAAAGAAGAAAAGGACCAGAAAGAAAAAUCAGUGUCCGAAGACAAACUGGAAAUAAUUAAGGAAUGUCGGGAAAAGAUCGAGAAAGAGCUUAAAGAUAUUUGCAACGAUAUUUUGAAUCUCUUGGACAACCAUUUGAUCAAAGGCACUUCGGAAUCGAAUACAGAAUCCCUUGUCUUCUACAAGAAAAUGUAAAUAUUCGUUUUGUUUUGUGUCGAUUGCGAUGCGCCGAUGCUGAUACUUGUCUGAAAGAUUGAAAUAAAACGAUUUCCGGUUCUUGAAAAGAUCGGGCAUUUGAGAAAGCCAUUUUCCCUUACCUUGAUAAAAUAUUUCGAGUUGUGCAACGUAUAUACAUUUUGAUACUCGGGGCAAGUUUAUACAUGUCUUUGGACUUUGUUGUUCGAGUAAUUAUUUUAUUAUUGAAUGUCUAUGGCAGUGAUUUUGAGCCAAAUUGAAUGUGAUGUUAAAAUGGUCACAACGGAAAAGUGAACGAGAAUUUUUGUUUGCAAAAAAAUGAUUUGACGGAAUGUAUACUUUUUGGGCAAUCAGAAACGAAAAUCUCUAUAUUUCAAAGUAAACAGAAGCUGUCAAAUAGUUGCACCUGCCCUAGUUCAUUAUCAUGCAAAGCUUGCUAUCAGCUGGUCCCGCUAGCGUUCAUCCUUCUCGCUGUCUUUCGAGAGUCUUUCUUUGCUAGUAAACGAACGCGUAUUGUCGUUAGUCGAUACGAUUAAAUUUUGAACUAGCAUUGAUUCAGUCAUGUUUUAUCAAAGCUAAUUCAGGAUGUUUGUAUUAAACAAUGGCCAGCUCCAAAAGAGUUAUUUACACUGCAUAGUAUAAUUGCGUAUUUACACAGAAUCUGAUCUACUUGUUCAACCUUAUUCAUUAUUUUCAGCAGGCAUGGGAUUUCUAUUCGAUUACUUUUGUGAAGCGAUGUUGAAAAUGGCUACAUUGUUUUAGCGUUUUCCAAAAAUGAUUGCAAUCGCAAAUUGUAGUACAUGAAAUCACACCUUCUGACUUAUAGGUGAUUCAGGUUAAGCGUUUAAUGGAAUUGUUCAUAGCAUCUGUCACGAUUGUGACUAUAGGUCCAACAGUAAAACCUCGCGUAGAAAAUGAGUCGCUUUUUUCUUAAGAAAAUAAGAACGUAUUUAAGAACCGGUUUAGCCCAAUUUCCUGGUAACUUGGAAAAAUCUAGGUUCUUAUAUACUGUAGGCAUGCGUACAUACAAUAUUCACAUACAAUAUUCACAUUUUUAUGGACAAUAAUUUUUUUAUGAACUCUAACGCCUAGUCUAACGCUAACCGGUUCUUAUCCUAACCGUUCUGGCCACUUGUUUGCAAGUAGAAGAACUCUUGUGCACAUUCACUUGAAAUUCCACUCCUGGAUUUGAGCCGGGUGAUAGCGCAUGCAAGGCAAAUGCCUUGACCACUCGACUACUGAGGAAUUGCUUGAAAGCAACUGAAAUCUAUUUGGUAUCAUUGUUUAAAGAACGAGGAAAACAUUUCUGUCGGAUCUAUAGCCAUAUAAACUUAAAGUUACGGUGUCCGCACACAAUAACCACGGAAAAUUUAAAUUUCUCCAAAUGGCCAUGGGGGAAGAUUGCAAAUUGACUUCUACAAUUUCAACUGUAUGUAAUGUUACAUUUUUAUCUAACUUUAGGAAAGGUGAUUACAAACGAUACAUUGCGGAAUUCUCGUCAGGCGCGGAUAGGAAAACGUUUGCCGAGGCGUCACUUGUCGCAUACAAGGAGGCAACAGAUGAUGCAACAGCGCUUCAACCCACUAACCCCAUCCGUCUUGGCUUGGCUCUUAACUUUUCAGUGUUUUAUUAUGAAAUCCUGAACUCCCCAGACCGAGCGUGCCGAUUGGCCAAGGGAGCAUUUGAUGAUGCAAUAGCCGAACUGGAUACGCUAGAAGAAGAUUCCUAUAAAGAUAGUACCUUAAUUAUGCAGCUUCUUAGAGAUAAUUUAACACUAUGGACGUCAGACAUGCAAGGAGAAGGUGAUACUGGUAAGUAAUAUGAUUGGUCCUUGAAUUUGAAAACAAAAAUUCAAGGUCUUGAAUUGUCCCUGAAUUUGUAAAGAAGUUUUGUAAAGUUUUUGGAUAUUUUCUGAAAUUGUUUGACAUUCAAAAUGGACAUUUUAUUGAAUUGAUUUUGCAUGUUCGUGUCUGUCAAAGCUGUUUGGAACUCAUUAAAGUUGCAUUUUGAACAAUUCAACGUCAGACUCUACUGAUUUUCCCUUUUCUUCAGUAUUUAGUCCUUGAAUUUGCCGAUACAGCGGGUGCCCUUUCAAAUCCGCCAUGAUGAAUUUGACUAGGAGCGAAAACUACAAAGUGUAAACGAAGACUUCGUUGAAAAGUUUUGUCUUGACAUCUAAUUUUCAGUUCAAGUAAAGGAUUAAAAAGCUAUUAGCUUCUUUGAAGGCUCAAAAUCAAACGAGUGCUGCAUCAUUUGUUCAUUUACAAAAAGAUGUGCGCAUGCAGUCUUGUAAAAACAAAGUUUCGUGUAAACAUGAAACGUUUUAGCUUGACCAUAACAAUAAUGACGAUAUAUCGUUGCGCCAGUUUCCACCUGCGGUUCAAUAAAUUAUCAUUUGUGAAAGUACUGUGAUAAAAUCAAUAUAUAUAUAUAUAUAUCAAAAUAUCGCCCAACUCUAUUUUGUUUGCGAUGCUACUCUGAGUGUAUAUCCACUAAAAUAUGCCUGGCCACAGUGGGAAUCAAACCUACGACCUUUGGAAUACUAGCCCAAUGCUCUACCAACUGAGCUAUGCGGUCAGUCUAGUUCCUUUGAUAUCAAUGCAAUCUAUGAUUACUAGAUUGCAUUGAUAUUGAAGGAACUAGACUCAGUUCCGGAAAUAUCACAUACUCGAACCAACCUGACCGCAUAGCUCAGUUGGCAGAGCAUUGGGCUAAUAUUCCAAAGGUUGUAGGUUCAAUUCCCGCCGUGGCCAGGCACAUUUUUCGGGCUUGCCCGGUGUGGAUAUACACUCAGAGUAACAUCACAAACAUCACAUUCACCUGAGUACAUAACACCAACACACUGGUGUUUGAAGUCCAAAUUUAGGUUGGUUUUCAUUGACCCACCCCUUGCCAAAAAAGUUGCCCCUGAUCCUCAUUCCAUACAUUUCCCUUUCAGGAACAGGCAAGGCUGCUGACAGUGAAUUGCAGGAUGUUGAGGAUCAAGAACUAGAAGAUUAAACUUAUUAAGAACUAUAAACAAUAUCAAAGAAUUUUUUCAUAUUUUAGCUUAAAUCAUUGUUCCUAUUGAUAUGUGUUUAAAGGAUUUUAUAUUUUACAGCACAAACUGUAGUUGCUAAGUUAUUAAAUAGUAUGUUUGUUUGAGAUCAUUAUCAUCCCAUUAGAUUUUUCACAAAACUAAAGUGACACUGGUGACUGUGAAUUAAGAACACUUAGCGAGUAGAGACUAAAAGGAAUUUGGUGUUGAAUACUCAGAACGAUCUGUACGGUGCUGCUACUGUAAAUAAAACAUAGAAUUGAUCUGCUGCUGUUGUCAAAAUUGAUUCACUAAAGCAUGGUUUCCAUAGGGUUGUAAAAAUAUAGAGUCGCGAUCUUUCUCAACGAAAU
Paramuricea clavata is the source of this 4281-nucleotide messenger RNA. NCBI's taxonomy places the organism in Eukaryota, Metazoa, Cnidaria, Anthozoa, Malacalcyonacea, Plexauridae. The record is from the annotation of a GenBank genome assembly.